GUAGCUGUUGCCCCACACGAAGUAUGUGGGGUAAUUCAAAGCCGACUCGGUAUUUGAGUAUGGGCUGGAAGAAAGAGUGAUAAUGUCUUUGGGCUAGAAGGGAUUCAUGACUGGCGAAGCUCCAGGAAGCGUUCUGGCGCAUCGCGAAACUGAUGCGUAGUGACGUAUUUGCGCGCGCUGAAAGAGGUAUAGUGUACCCGCUAUACUUCGGAGAGAUCUGUAGCACAUUGAGAUUGCUCUGGACCUCAUCUACAACAACGUGCUCAUGGGCGAUACUGCGACACCGAUUCAAAGAUGUAAGCCGGUCAUCAGAAUAUGCACUCAAGCGACCCCGGUUGAAUUGGGGAUGCAAGAAAGACGAAAAGCGGUACGCGGCGCGAGAAGAGUCCAAGGACCCGACCAUCCACGACAGCCAUCCUCCACCCACUUCAUCUACAGAAGUUCACAAAGACAGCGUCAGGAACCAAAAAUCACAGUCUAAGAGACUCAACAUAUUAAAGAUGCGAAAUACCGUGCCAUCGAAAAGGCCUCAAAUCACCUCAAAGCGCCACGACAGGGAUUUAAAUUGGUCGCCUUUUGUCACAAAUGCUUCAGGCAUUUCUUGAGUCAGCAGCACAUGAUUCAACCAUUGUUCGCCAAUUCGUGGAUACCUAUUGAAAGAUGCACUAGCACCGAUUAUGGCACUGUGGCGUCGCCAGAAAUCAUCCUUCUACAGCACGGUUUGACGACAUAACAGCACCUUACGACACCUGAUACUCCUGCAUAUUAACAGGAUGUCGGUCAUUG
This is a messenger RNA of Alternaria alternata, 786 nucleotides long. RefSeq lists its product as hypothetical. The transcript has a single exon. NCBI's taxonomy places the organism in Eukaryota, Fungi, Ascomycota, Dothideomycetes, Pleosporales, Pleosporaceae. The coding region runs from base 153 to 605 and encodes 150 amino acids. The record is from RefSeq and is a predicted model, not a curated record.